UCAAUACCAAUCAUAUAAAGACAAAAAUAACAAUAAUAAAACCGUUACCUAAGUAGCUGGAAGAUGCAAUAGACACCAAAGUAGACAAAUAAAUUUGGACCAAUCAUAAUUUCUGCAGUCUGAGCACUAAUAUCUUAAUAUAUAUGCCACACUUCUCAGCAAAUCAGUAUCUUUUUAUGAACUCUUUUCCUUUUUGUCCUUCUCUCUGCACCUAAAGGCUAAAACUCCCCCUUAGCUUAUUGGUACACUGACUGGGUAGUAGUGGUUACUCUGAUCUAAGGGCAUGGAUAUUAAGCAAGAUGAUGUUGAAAGAGGUGAGAACAGUGUGGCAGAAGCAGAUAUGAUAGCCCCACUCAUUACUCCAAAAAAAGAAGGAUAUGGAGGUGGUGAAAGCAAGGAAGAAAGAUGGUUGCUUUACUUUUCUACAAUUGUUGCAGUGUGUGGUUCAUAUUCAUUUGGAUCUUGUGCAGGCUAUUCAUCACCAACACAAUCUGCCAUCAGAGAAGAUCUAAACCUAUCCCUAGCCCAGUACUCACUCUUUGGCUCCAUUUUGACAUUUGGUGCUAUGAUUGGAGCAAUAACCAGUGGACCAAUUGCUGAUUUCAUUGGUCGCAAAGGGGCAAUGAGAAUGUCGGGCGCCUUCUGCGUGGCAGGAUGGCUGGCCAUUUAUUUUGCUAAGGGGGCUGUGCUUAUGGACAUUGGAAGGUUGGCAACAGGAUAUGGAAUGGGAGUGUUUUCUUAUGUGGUACCUGUGUUUAUAGCUGAAAUCGCGCCAAAAGAUUUACGAGGAUCUUUGACAACAUUGAAUCAGCUUAUGAUAUGCACUGCAGUAUCUGUUGCCUUCAUUUUAGGGACAAUUCUGAGUUGGAGGGCUUUAGCCCUAACUGGGAUAAUCCCAUGUGCUAUUCUUGUUAUGGGCCUCUUUAUCAUUCCAGAAUCUCCUAGAUGGCUGGCAAAGAUUGGGCAUCAGAAGGAGUUUGAGAAUUCACUACGUGCACUUCGAGGCAAAGAUGCUGACAUUUCUAAAGAGGCAGCUGAAAUCAUGGAUUACAUAGAAACCCUUGAAAAGCUCCCAAAAGCCAAAUUGCUAGAUUUGUUUCAAAGAAGAUACUUGCGCUCAGUCACUAUCGGGGUUGGACUAAUGGUGUGCCAACAAUUUGGUGGAAUUAAUGGAAUCUGUUUCUACACCAGCAGUAUAUUUGAAUCCUCAGGGUUCCCUUCAGAUGUUGGAACUAUAAUCUAUGCGAUUCUUCAGGUUAUAAUCACUGCAUUAGGGGCAACCUUAAUAGACAGAGCCGGAAGAAAGCCUCUAUUAGUGGUUUCUGGGUCAGGACUUGUCAUUGGCUGUGCACUGACAGGCAUCUCAUUCUAUAUGAAGGGACAUGAAAUAGCUGUCAAUGCAUCACCAUUACUUGCUGUAACAGGGAUACUGGUGUACAUCGGAUCAUUUUCAGCAGGUAUGGGGGCAGUCCCAUGGGUAGUGAUGUCUGAGAUAUUUCCUAUAAAUAUUAAAGGGGUUGCUGGAAGCCUUGCAACACUAGUGAAUUGGUUUGGUGCAUGGUUAUGCUCCUACACUUUCAACUUCCUCAUGGAAUGGAGCUCUUUUGGUACUUUUUUUCUGUAUGCAGUAAUCAAUGCCCUUGCCAUUUUAUUCGUGAUCAAGAUAGUACCCGAAACCAAAGGAAAAACCUUAGAACAAAUACAGGCCGCUAUCAAUGCAUGACAUCUGAUCUAUUCUUUCCUUUUUCUUUUCAGUAGGAAAUUGAAGAGGAAGAUUAUUCGUAGGGAUGAAUGAUAACUUUGUAUGUCAUGUACUAGUAUAUUUAUAAUAAGAAAGAUAAUCAUUUCACAAACUUUAAAA
This is a messenger RNA of Ipomoea nil (Japanese morning glory), 1861 nucleotides long. Its product is annotated as sugar transporter ERD6-like 7. Gene Ontology annotation, biological process: transmembrane transport; carbohydrate transport. Gene Ontology annotation, molecular function: sugar transmembrane transporter activity. The transcript has 18 exons. Lineage: Eukaryota; Viridiplantae; Streptophyta; Magnoliopsida; Solanales; Convolvulaceae. The coding region runs from base 284 to 1723 and encodes 479 amino acids. The record is from RefSeq and is a predicted model, not a curated record. Gene Ontology annotation, cellular component: membrane.